AACGCGAAACAAGUACCAACAAAACUUGUAAUUUUCCUAAGCUUGACGUGACGUGAGCGAAGCCACAUCUGAUGGGGUUGCGUGAAGAGAAACUCCUAAAAAGCACGAUUUUGCAGGUGUGAUGACUGAAAGGAACGAACGAUGAUGUGCAGGCUUUUUCAAGGCAUACCCAGAGCUUUGCGUCACAAGGCUCAAGCCAACACUACCCAUCCGGCCUGGACUGGGAACAGCAGCCAGAAGAGAAGGCAUAAGGAGGAGACCACCAGCAAUGGGCUGAAUGCAGCCCCCCUGAGCAGUGAUGCAUUACACCCAUCAGACAAAAGGUCAACCCAACCACUGCCAAGUGGCACAGACUUCAACAGCCUGGUGCGACACAUGCACUUGAAGUUGGAAGAUGGGUGGCGAAGUUUCGCAGGCAGCAGACAGUGGGACUCCUUCAAGGAAAAAGGGAAUAGCUACACGUCACACGAUGCCGUGGAAUGGGGUACAGCCCUUGUGUUCAGCCUGCAUCUCUGUCGGGUGUUGGCAGCGUCGACCCUUCCCGAUGACAGCAGUGGAGGAAAGAAGAAGAUCCUUGCAUCUGUGGCAGACAGAUUGCCGGGGCUGUGGAGCAAGCCAGUCAGCCUACUGAGCCUCCUCCAUCAAGAGGAAGGCAAGAGGACAGAGCCUAAGCCCCAGGAAACUAAGCCUGAGAUUCCAGAUCCAAUUCCAGCGACACCCUUAGCUGCUGCCGUGGCUGGGCUCCAAGCAGUGACCAACCAGAGCUUGGGCCAGGCACACAACAGCCUGGGGGUGAAGAAGGCCCAGAAGGGUCAGCUGGAGGAGGCGGUCGGCCACUUCUCCGAGGGGAGCAAAGUCGGGUUCAGCAAGGCCACGUUCAACCUGGCAGUUUGCCACGAGCAAGGCCGGGGAGUGACCCAAGAUCUUGAAAAGGCGGCUGAUCUGUACAAGGUGGCCGCGGCUCAAGGUCAUCCACAGGCCAGUUACAACCUUGGGGUGUUUCACCUGAUGGGCAAGGGAGGUCUGCAACAAGACAUGGCUCGUGCUCUGGAGUUGAUGGGCACAGCAGCUGUGGCAGGCGUCACACAGGCAAACAGAUACUUGGGCAUUCACUUCCUUGAAGAUAAAGAACAGAGAGAUGAGGGAAAAGCAGCGACGUUUCUGCAGAAAGCUGCUGAAAAACAAGAUGUGGAGGCAGAGUACUAUCUUGGGCUGUGCUAUGAACAUGGCUGGGGUGUGCCCUCAAACGGUGCCAAGGCAGUUUCACUUUACCACAAAGCAGCUAUGAAAGACCACCCUGAGGCCCUCUGUAGCCUGGCAAGGUGCCAUGAGCUUGGUCUUGGAGGUUUGCCAAUCAACAAAAAGUCAGCUUUACAGUUCUACAAACAAGCAAGUGAAGUGGGUCAUGAACAAGCCUCAGAGUCCUUGGAACAACUGCUAUCCAAUCCCACCGCUGACACCUCCAAAGUGCCACAGGUCAGCACUCGAGCAGCACAUAACACAGGUGUGAUACCAACAAGAGAGAGUAACAGCUCAAACAUUUCACAGUCAAGGAUACAUGGACUUCAGGAGGUUAACAAGUCAUUGCACGUGUCCGUCUCGGCUCCAAGUCUCUCAAACAGUGAGGGGAAAACACUUCAGAGCGAGCCUGGAAAGGGCAGUGCCCAACACAAGUUUUCAUACAAGAGUGGGAAGGCUUCCGUAUCACAGCUGAGCCUUCUGCUGCCGUACUACUUCAGUCUGCCCUCCAGACCACCAAUUGCCAGUCUUGGAAUGACCAAUGGAGCUCAAAGUUCAAAGGUCAGCUUUCAGGUUGGAGAUGAAGAAAGUUCCGAUGAAGAGGACAGAGCCGACAGUUCAGCGCAUGGAUUUGAGAGCAGAUUCUUCACCUCUAAUCCAUGCCUCAUGGUGACAUGAACUGUCACUCGGACGCACUUGAUGCUUAAAACGCACAGUGCACUAAAAUGGGCUUGCUGUACAUGUAUGCAAUCAACACUUAAGGUAGUGGAAUUUUUAACUUUUAAGUUAAGGUGGUGGGUGUGAGAUUGCAGAAAUUUUGUGUGGCAGAUGAGAUCAUACUGGUCUUUAUACAGAGUACUAAGAGUAGUUAUACUUUUUGCAAGUGCAUCACAUAUUGUGAUUCAUUUGUCUAAGCACAUGCACAUUAACAGCUCUUUGUGUAGUUGGUUAUAGGUGUGAUAAAAGGCGGUCAACGGUCACAUGCUCAUUUAACUUUAACUAUGCAUGUCGAACAACUCUCAAAUCUGUACUACACACCAGCUAAUGGAAAAUACCUGGGGUAUGUCUAUAUUCCACAGUACUUUCUCUACAUGUUACCUCAUUAUACAUGUACUUGUGUCCCUCGAAUUAGUGCACCUCUUAGGGCCAUAAAAAUGGUCCGAAGGAUUUAUUUUUAAGAAAUAUUGUAUUCUGUACAAAACGAACAAGAGGAAAUUGCUUUUUAUUCAAGUUUUAUUCCAGAGAAGGUUUUCUGAGGAAACAACCCUUUUGCAACCUGGAUUCUUAAGAGUAAAGUAUUGUUCCUUGAAUUCACCAAUACAUGUUACUCAUGUGGUUUAACUCAAGAUAGCAUUUGCAUAUACAUGUUCAACAUCUAACUGAACUGGCACCUUUUAUAUCAUACACAUACAAUUUUUGUAAGGGGGUUUCUUUUAUAAAAAAUAAUAAAAGUCUUGUUGCAGUUGCAAUGUGAA
Acanthaster planci (crown-of-thorns starfish) is the source of this 2714-nucleotide messenger RNA. RefSeq names its product DAP3-binding cell death enhancer 1-like. The record is from RefSeq and is a predicted model, not a curated record. Gene Ontology annotation, molecular function: protein binding. Lineage: Eukaryota; Metazoa; Echinodermata; Asteroidea; Valvatida; Acanthasteridae.